This is a messenger RNA of Plasmodium vinckei vinckei, 1284 nucleotides long. Its product is annotated as conserved Plasmodium protein, unknown function. The record is from RefSeq and is a predicted model, not a curated record. Lineage: Eukaryota; Apicomplexa; Aconoidasida; Haemosporida; Plasmodiidae. The coding region runs from base 1 to 1284 and encodes 427 amino acids. The transcript has 5 exons.
AUGAAAAUAUUGUAUUUGAUUAUACUAUGUUACAUUACUUCCUUUAGACACUUUCAAUUUUGUUUAAAUAAUAAUGCUGUCGAAAAUAAUGAAACACCACAAAUAUUAAGGAAAAAACACCGCAAAAAUAAUAAAAAUGAUUUAACUAAUGUAAUAGACUUCUCUUUUAUAAGCACAAGUAAAGAGGAAAAUAAAUCUGAGCAUCACGAAGAUGAAAAAAACAAAAAUAAUGAGCACGUCGAAAAUAAAGAUAACCAAAAAGGCAAGGAUGAUCAUGAUCAAGGAAAAAAUGAAAAUAAAGACAAAAAGGAUAAAAAGACAGACAAAAAAAAAGAUACAGAUGAUGAUGAUUAUGAUAUAGAUGAUAUUGACGACGAUGACGAUGAUGAUGAUGAAGUAGGUGAAAAGAAAUCCAAAAAAAAAGAAAAUAACGAUAAAAAUAAAAAAACAGAAGAUAAGAAAAAUGAUGACAAACAAAAAGAUGACAAGAAAAAAAAUGAUAAGAAAAAAAAUAAAGACGAUGAUGAUGAUGACGAUGAUAAUUUUGAUGAUGAAGGUGAUGAUGAUGAAGAGGAUCAAGAGGAUAAACCUCCCCAAAAAAAUAAAGGAAAUAAUUCAAAGGAUGAAAACAAUAAAAAUAAACAUACAGAAAAUUUAAAAACUGAGAAAAAAAAAGAUAAAGAAAUAAAAAAACAUAAAAAUAACGAAGAUAUUGAUAACCAUAAAAAGGAAAAUCACAAUAAUAAGAAAGAUGAUAAUAAUAAUCAUCAUGAGAAUAAUAAUAACACAAACACAACUAAUAGUCAUCAUGAAAAUAAUCACAACGAAAACAAUCAACCCAAAACAAACUCAAAUAAUUCAAAUAUGAACCAUUAUGAACAAGAUCAUAAUGGAAGUAUCGGCAUGCCUAAUGCAGUGGGAGCAAUGCCACCCAUACCUGGAGCUAAUUUUCAAAAAAAUGACAACACACCUGAUACCCAUCCUAUUAACACGAUAUCAAGUGAAAAUAUAAUUAUUCCUGAAGAUAUUAAGAAAGACUUUAUGAAAUUAUUGGCAAGCGUAAUUAAACUUAACACUAAAGAUAGCUCACAUCCUUCUAAUCAAUUUAUAGAAAAUAAUAAACCAAUGAAUCCACUAUUACAGAAUAAUCAUAACCCUGAGCAUCCAAACAACUCAUCAUUUAUAAAAAACAUAUAUUACCAUUUCAAAACCCAUUUAUCAUAUUACAUAAUAGGGACGAUAAUUUUGUUUAUUUUAACAUUACUAAUUCAGGCUUCAAGUUAG